Molecule: messenger RNA, 2440 nt
Organism: Aspergillus ochraceoroseus IBT 24754
Lineage: Eukaryota; Fungi; Ascomycota; Eurotiomycetes; Eurotiales; Aspergillaceae
Product: carnitine O-acetyltransferase CAT2
Exons: 4
Coding region: 75-2009 (644 amino acids)
Biological process (GO): carnitine metabolic process
Cellular component (GO): peroxisome; mitochondrion
Molecular function (GO): carnitine O-acetyltransferase activity
Source: RefSeq, a predicted model, not a curated record
CUCUAAUCUCUCUUCCUUUUCUUCUUAUUCUUCUUACUUCUCCCUCCCGUUACCCCUCGUUACAGCUGAGAGUGAUGUUCACAGUUGCUGCCCGGAGCCGCUUCUCUUGCACUCUUGCUCGCCCCCGCCUCUCCCCUACAAAUUCUCUCCUCGCCAAAUCCGCUGUGGCUCCUACAAUGGCCCCGCGGCGCAAGGCUUCUUCUGUCCCUGAGGGAUAUAAAGAAGAUCUUUCUAAGGGCAAGAUGCUGCGAUUCGAAGACUCCCUACCCCGCCUACCAGUGCCGUCGCUGGAAGAGACCAGUCGUCGGUACCUGAAGUCCGUCCAUGCGGUUGUGUCAGAUGCAGAAUAUGAGAACACCAAGAAGGUCGUUGAGGAAUUUAUUCGCCCUGGUGGAGUGGGUCACACAUUACAGGAGCGACUCCUGGCUCGCGCUGCAGACCCCAAGCAUAAGAACUGGCUCGCAGAAUGGUGGAACCACGCCGCUUACCUGGGCUACCGUGACCCCGUUAUUCCCUAUGUUUCAUACUUUUACUCAUACCGUGAUGACCGCGCCCGCCGCAACCCUGCCAAGCGUGCGGCCUCCGUCACCGCCGCGGCGCUCGAGUUCAAGCGCCAGGUUGAUGAUGGCUCCCUUGAACCGGAAUACAUGCGCAAGCAGCCUAUUGCCAUGAGCUCGUACGAGUUUAUGUUCAACUGCUGCCGUAUCCCGGAUGACAUCGCGGAUUAUCCCCAGAAGUACCCUGCUAAGGACAACGAGCACAUCGUGGUUGUGCGCAAGAACCAAUUCUUCAAGGUGCCUCUGGCCGUCGGUGACCGUCCGCUCAACGUCUCCGAGCUCGAGAAGCAGUUUGAACGCAUCUACCAGAUCGCCCAGAAGGCCCCCCCCGUCGGUGUGCUGACUGUGGCCAACCGUGAUCACUGGUCUGCUACCCGCAAGAAACUCCUUGCGGCGGACCCAGCCAACGCGCAGGCGUUGAUUGACAUCGAGUCUAGUGGCUUUGUUGUGUGUCUUGAUGACGCCAGCCCCGUGACCCUGGAGGAGCGGGCCCACCAGUACUGGCACGGUGACGGCCACAACCGUUGGUUCGACAAGCCUCUGCAGUUUAUCAUCAAUGAAAACGGCACAGCUGGUUUCAUGGGUGAGCACAGCAUGAUGGACGGCAGUCCCACUCACCGUCUGAACGACCACCUCAACAACCUCAUCUUCAACAACAAGAUUGACCUCUCUGACAAGCCCGUGCGCUCUGAUCUGCCGGAGCCCCGCCCCAUCCCCUUCCGGCUGAACGAGGAAAUCCUCGAGGCUAUCGACGCCGCCGCGAAGGAGCACCGCCAGCAGAUGGCCGCUCACGAGCUGCGCGUCCAGGCUUACCAGGGCUAUGGCAAGGGCCUGAUCAAGAAGUUCAAGUGCAGUCCCGAUGCCUACGUGCAGAUGAUCAUCCAACUCGCCUACUUCAAGAUGUACGGCAAGAACCGCCCCACCUACGAAUCCGCCUCCACUCGCAAGUUCCAGGAGGGCCGCACAGAGACCAUCCGCACUGUCUCCGACGACAGUGUCGCCUUCUGCAACGCGAUCAGCGACCCCUCUGUUCCGCGCGAGGAAGUAGUGCGCCUCUUCCGCACCGCCCUGGCUGCUCACAGCAAGUAUACUGCCGAGGCUAGCGAUGGUCACGGUGUUGAUCGCCACCUUUUCGGUCUGAAGAAGCUUGUGCGUGAGGGUGAAACUCUCCCUGCUGUCUUCACUGACCCUGCUUUCGUCUACAGCGGUUCCUGGUACCUCUCCACCAGCCAGCUGAGCUCCGAGUUCUUUAACGGCUACGGAUGGAGCCAAGUUAUCGAUGACGGAUUCGGCAUUGCCUACAUGAUCAACGAGAACAGUCUGAACUUCAACAUCGUUUGCAAGCGUAUCGGCGCUGAGCGCAUGAGUUAUUACCUCAACGAAGCCGCCACAGAUCUGCGCGAUGCCCUGAUGCCUGAUCUGGUUGCUGAAGCCGAGAAGGCUAAGCUGUAAAACACUGACUUUUAUUUAUUUUAUUUACGGAGAGAGAGAGAGAGACAGACUUGAGACUUGAGUGUGCGGCAGUAGAUAUUACCCAGGUAGACCACAAUACCAUAGAUUUGAACUUUUUUACAUUCUGCUUUGGUUCAGUUAUACUCAGCCUUUUCUCUCUCUCUCUCUCUUUUCUUUUCUUUUCUUUUUUUUUUUUCUCUCUCUCUCUCUCCCUUUUUGAGUGUAUUUUAUAUUCAGGUCAUGCUUUGAACCAUCCUACGUAUCUGCCUAGAAGUCCUAUCAAACUAGAGCAUCGUAGCCAUGCCAUGUAUUUAGGCCGAAAACACAUCACUUCCUGGUCGACACAUAGUGAGCGAGUCCAGCUACCUAGGUAGAAGGCCCUCUCUUCUUUUUUUAUCUUCUACUCUAUUAUUAUCAGGUACGCUUGCUUU